AAGAAAAAUAAUAAUUUAAUUUUAAUUAAUUUGGCGGGUUGUAUUCCAGGGAAAAUUAGGAAUAAGGAUCUGACCGAAACGCUAUGCCUGUUAGUGGCUUUACAAGACUGUAAAAAUUCUAUAAUAUAGUGAAUAUAUAAAUAUAUAAACAAAAUUUUAUGCGCCCUAGCUUCAAAAAGGGAUUUCCAAAAUGUUAGUUUGGUGGCUUCAAGAACUGAUUGUGGUGAGGUUGCUGGGCCUGGCGGUAGAGGGCAGCAGCAGCAGCCUCACACUGGGUUCUCAUUGGCUUGUGCCUUUGACGCUCCCUUCAAAACUAUUUUGUAAACAAUAAUUUGCACGGGAAGAGGAGUGAUGAACUUUACUCCUGCCAGUGGGAUUUUUUAACGUAUGGUAAUCACGAACCUUGUUGUGUUGUAAACACCUGGAGGCUCACCGCUCAUCUAUGAUAGGUUAAGACGCUUACUGCUGAGCUAAGAUACGACAGAAGAUUCACCGCUGAGCUGAGUACCUGUGAACGGUGUGUUUAGGUAAAGAGUUUACCGUGUUGUUCGUGAUCUGUCCGUGUGGUACCCCCGUGACCCGGAUCUCUUGUGUACUUCAGGUAUAUGCUCAAGAUUCAGUCAACACAUCACUAAACCAAGGCCAGGCCACAUGCCUAACAGCGGCAAAGGUCAGGGAGGAGGAGCAUGGGUUCCGGGAAUAACCAUGCCCCCACUGGGAUUCGGUGUGGUGCCUCAGCAGCCUGGUGGCAUGAUGGCAAUGUCGGCACCAGUUGGUGGGCAGCAAGUAGUGCCUCAAGGCUCUCACAUGCCAAAUUGGCAUCAGCAGCAAUUUAUGCCAGCCAAGUCAAUCGCUGUUUCGAGUACCGUAGGUGUCCAGCCCCUUACUCAGCAGCAGCAGCACUUUAACCAGCAGGUGCAGUAUCAGCACCAUCUACAGCAACAGCAGCACCUGCACCAACAGCACUAUCAACAUCAGCAUCAGUGGGUUGAAGCUCAGAAAAAGGCUGUAGAGGAACAGAAGAAAUUGUUUGGCCAAAUGAUGAAACAAAGACAUUUUGAUGAGCAGAAGAUGAGACUGAAGGCAUUUGAUAGUUCAAAAAAAGUUGGUGUGAGUGCAGAUUCUAUGAUUGAGAAUAUACUAGGUACCAAAGAUGCCCCAAAGAUGAGGUCACCCCAACCACUAAAGAAGCAACCUGCAGGUGAUAUUGUGUCAAGUCAAGGAACAGUUACAGCCAAGCAAGGUACACCUGUUGAUUGGUCCAAGAUGAAUAAUAUCAACACUUUAUUUGGUUCCAUCCAGGGUGCAAGUACUCUGCCAGUUGGAUCUGGAGCAGGACAAAUAGCACAACUGCCAUCACAUGGUUCAGACACCAUCUCUGAUGCUUCAUUCUCUGGACCUGUCAUGGACUCUGCUGCACAAAUGAUCUUGGGGAGAUUAGAAAAUUGUCAAGGUGGUCAUCUAAGAUUACCUUCAGGACCUUUGGAAAAUUCUGGCAGCAGUGUAGCAGUUACUAAAAAGGCUGAUAGUAAAUCGGUACAACUUCCAGGAUGGCUGAGUGACAGUAAUUCUAUGCCAGCAGUAUACCAACAGGCAGGAUCACUGGUAGAAGGCAAAGGUGGCUGGGUCGACACAAGUCGAGCAUAUAUGCUUCUGAUGAAAACUGGUCUCCCUCCUCCAUAUUUGGGGGUGCUGUGGGAAAUGGUCAACCUAACUCAACCUGGACAGCUACUCGGUCAAGAAUUUACAGCUCUUCUAGCACUUGUUGCUCUUGUACAGAGUGGCCAAACCAUAACAAAUAGAGAAGUACUCAGCACACUAAGGGAGCCUAUUUUGCCCAUUAUUGACCAUCCAGCCCUCCUUCCCCUUGUCCAAGAUUAUCUUAAGCAAAAACAGCAACAACAAACACAGACAGAAAACAGCAAAGAAAAUGUAGUAUCAGGAGUGGAUCCUUUACUUAACAAUGAACAAACUUCAUCCAUUAGUAAUGACGAUGAUUUUGAUGAUUUUGUCAGUGGUCCUAGUCAAAGUGCAGCAGCACACUUAUCUCAGUGCAUUUCUCUUACAAAUCAGCAGAUGCAAAGCACUACAGGACAGACUCAUCCUCAAGCUAGGCUAGAAAUGCCUGUUGUUGGGCCUUCUGGAUCAGGAGUAACCUCACAGCAUAGUCAGAAACCUUCAAUUCCUAGUGUGGAUAAAAUAAAGAGAAUGAAUCUUCCUAAAGUAGGAUUUUCUCCUGAACUUUCUCCUAGUACCAGUUUUGACCACACCUGUGAUGACGAAUUUGAUGAUUUCCAAAGUGCAGCUGUUUCUAGUGUGGCAUCGUUGUCCACACGUAUGAGCCAUAUGGGCCAGUCAGUUUUCCCAGUUGCACAUAGCCACAGUAGCCAGAAUGUUACUACGGCAUCAUCUGUUGAACCCUCUCAAGGUGCACCAAUGCUAUUGCAACCAGAGAAAACAGGUCAGUCAGAAGAUAAGUAUGCAGUUUUUAGAGAUUUGGAGGUUCCUUCAGAAGAAGAAUGUGGGCUUAAUCUUUCAGAGCCUUUGCCACAUAGUGCUGAAACUGCCGAUGAAAGUUUUGGAGACUUUUGUAGCAGUGAACCUGUUAGUCUAAUAGUCUCACAAUCUAGUUUUCCUCCUAUUCCAACUACGACUAGUGCAGGGCCUGGGACCAACAACACUUCACCUGUCAGCUUUGAGGUUUAUAGCACUCCACCAGAAAUGAUACCAGAGAGCAAUGUAGACAGUUAUUUUGAAGCUGAUUUUGGUGGUGCAUUUGCAGCAUCUACUCAGUCAGAUAAUUAUGCUGAUAUUCAUGAGGCAAUGAAACGUGCAGAAAUAGAACAGAAGAAGAAGGAAAUGAAUGACUGGAGUGAUCCAUUUGGAGAGUUUGAGGAAACUCCUAGCAUGCCAAUCAGCAGUACCUCAACAGGCUCGCUACCAGUUCCACAGCUGAGUAUUGGUGUAUGUGAUGAGGAAGAUGAAGACUUUGGGGAUUUCAUGGGUCCUGACACAGGUGGUGUUGAAUCUAUUGGUGUCUCUUGCACCCAUUCAUUCCCAAGCCUUGCAGAGAAUUUAGGAGAAACUCAAUCUGUAGCCAGUCUUGAACUUCCGGGCUUGGAGAUGACAGUUGGACUUCAGACAUCAGAAACUCGUGGGUCAGGGUCCAAUCAGUCUCCAGACCUCUUCAUGCAACCCCGGGGUGAUAUUGGUGCAGUUGAGGACCACCUACGCAGUCUGUCCUUAGAGUCUUCAACGGUAUUUGGAGAAACUUCUGAAAGUGGUGUGUUAACUAGUGGUGGCAUUGGAGGUGUACAGCCAACAGGGACCAGCUCAGUUAUGGACACUUUUGGCAGUGGCUUGGUGGACAAGUAUAGCAUCAUUAGAGAGGAGGCUAACAAGGUAUGGAAUAUAAUUUUUGUUAUUGUUUAUUGUACCUACAGAUCAGGUAUACACAUGAACAUUUGA
Procambarus clarkii (red swamp crayfish) is the source of this 3468-nucleotide messenger RNA. The record is from RefSeq and is a predicted model, not a curated record. NCBI's taxonomy places the organism in Eukaryota, Metazoa, Arthropoda, Malacostraca, Decapoda, Cambaridae.